Cutaneotrichosporon oleaginosum is the source of this 531-nucleotide messenger RNA. RefSeq lists its product as uncharacterized. The record is from RefSeq and is a predicted model, not a curated record. NCBI's taxonomy places the organism in Eukaryota, Fungi, Basidiomycota, Tremellomycetes, Trichosporonales, Trichosporonaceae.
AUGCCGCCCCGCCGCGAGCCCUCCCGCGCCCAGAUUUCGCACGGCCUCACGUAUGUCGCGCAGAAGCCCUCGUUUCUCGCGAAUUUUGGCCAGCCGCCGCCUUCGGAGCGCGAGCCGAUCCCCACACGCCCCGACGAGGGCGAGUGGGCCGAGGACAGCGACGAGGAUGAUUGGGACAAGAAAUUUGGCGGGGACGAGGACGGGCCGCAGGUUGUCGUGUUGAAGGAGGGGCGGCAUCUCAGUGCGGACGAGGUCGCGCGGGAGCGGAGGCGCGCAAAGGGCGAGCGGACGCCAUCACCUGAAGCCGAGCCGAGUGUGAAGCCAUCGUCUGCAUCCAUCGGAAAAGAGCCAGCAAAAGAAUCAACAACCACGGUCAAGCCUGGGCCAAUACAGCACAAGGCGAAGCGCAAGCUCGUGGGAGAAGCGGCAGAGCAAGACGACAAGACGGACAAGACGACGGACAAGGCAAAGAAGAAGAAGAAGAAGGCCAACAAGCAAAUGCUGAGCUUUGACGAGGCUGAAGGCGAGUAG